CACACACACACACACAUAUCGCUACCACCACACCACCACUGCAGCCAACCACACACUACAGGGCGGGCGCCUCCAAGUCCGGCCCUCUCUCGUUCCUUCGCCAAAGAGACUCGUCAGUUCAGAAAAUGAAUAAACACCUGCUCGUUCGCCCAUCUCAUUGCUCUUGCGACCUCUCUCACCAACAACACAUUCGUUCUCUCGUGUGACUAGAGCAACUCAAAUAUCCUUAAUAUCUCCAACUACUCCUACAACCACGACUUUAUCAAUCCACCAUCAACAACAUGAAGUACUCCACCGCCCUCACCAUGGCCAGCGCCGCCGCUGUUGCCGCUCAAUGCCCAAUCCGGGGCUGUGACUCCGUCUACGACGAGCUCACCGACGUCUGCCUUCCGCUCGCCAAUGGCAAGCCCGACUUCAACGCGCCUUGCAAUGGCAUGCUCGCCAUCCAAUACCAGUGCGCUUUCGGCCCCGCCGCCGGCCUCGACCUCGUCAACCAGCUCUUCAGCACCACCAGCACCGGCAGCGAGCUCACCCUCCCCGCCUACCAGUCAAACUCCACCCAGCGCGACUGCAUCUGCUCAUCGCAGUUCUUCAACGCCGUGAACGGCUGCUUGGCCUGCCAGAAGGGCCACGGCGACCAGUCCGCCCGUGACGUCACCCCCUCCUACAUCUCCUCCGUCAGCUCCGCCUACUGCGCUGCCUCCAGCACCCCGACAGUCGGUCUCGCCGACUACCUCGCCGGUAUCCCAGAGCCCACCAGCACCAACACUGCUGCCACCUCCGCCUUCUCCGACCCCAUCGGCAACAAGACCGCCGUCUCGCUCUACUACAACGCCCCCGUGACCGGCACCAGCGUCUACCUCCUCCCCACCAGCACCGGCGCCGUCAAGACCUCCAACGGCCAGAUCGUCGCCACCGCCACCACCAACAACGCUGCCGCCUCUUCCCCCACUCCCGCUGCCGCCCAGGGUGCUGGUUCCAAGGCCCAGGUCGCCGGUGCCGCCGGUGUCGUCGGUCUCGCUGCCCUUGCCUUCCUCUUGUAGAUGAAUUAUACCCAAUCGAUGUACUAAGAACUGAGACGGA
Molecule: messenger RNA, 1083 nt
Organism: Dissoconium aciculare CBS 342.82
Lineage: Eukaryota; Fungi; Ascomycota; Dothideomycetes; Mycosphaerellales; Dissoconiaceae
Exons: 1
Coding region: 282-1043 (253 amino acids)
Source: RefSeq, a predicted model, not a curated record